Molecule: messenger RNA, 1644 nt
Organism: Kwoniella botswanensis
Lineage: Eukaryota; Fungi; Basidiomycota; Tremellomycetes; Tremellales; Cryptococcaceae
Product: chaperone DnaJ
Exons: 5
Coding region: 1-1644 (547 amino acids)
Biological process (GO): protein refolding; response to heat
Cellular component (GO): cytoplasm
Molecular function (GO): heat shock protein binding; ATP binding
Source: RefSeq, a predicted model, not a curated record
AUGCCUCCACGACUACCGACCAGAGCAUUGACAGCGCUGCCCUUCUCCCAGCAGGCAGUGGCAAGUUCAUCUACACUCCCUCCUCCACCACCUGUCAAUGGUAAAACACAACAUCGAAGAACGGCUAGUCCGAGAUCAUCACCGUCGCAGUGUUUCAGUACUAUCAGAGGUAGAUCGCCUGGUCAAGCGGAGAGAAGGAGAUCAUUCCAUUCGACAGCUGUUCAUCGAGCAUCUGCCAAAAACCCUUAUGAUGUAUUGGGAGUGAAGAAAGAUGCCAGUGCUUCUGAGAUCAAGAAAUCAUACUAUCAGCUCGCAAAAAAAUGGCAUCCCGAUUCAAGUAAAGAGGAAGGAGCUAAAGAAAAAUUUCACGAGAUUCAAGCUGCAUACGAUAUCCUAUCCGACGAUAGCAAACGACAAGCAUACGACCGUUAUGGUUCCGCCUCAACCCAGGAAGGGUUCGAUCCCAACGGCUUCGCAAGCGGUGCAGGUGGUUUUGGUGGGUUCCAGGGAUUCGGCGGCUUUGGUGGUGGUCCAGGUGGGAAUGCCGGAGAUCUAUUCGAACAAUUAUUUGGAUCCGCUUUCGGUGCUGGUGCUCGUCAGGGAGGACCUGGUGGACCAUUCGGUGGUGCAGGUGGAGCGAGAUCUAGGCCAGUCAGAGGUGAUGAUCUAGAAGCAGGUGUGAGCCUAUCAUUUUUAGAAGCUUGUAAUGGAUCCAGCAAAAAAAUCACAAUCACUCCUGUGGUAGAUUGUAAACCUUGUUCAGGGAGUGGAUUGAAACCCGGCGAGAAGAAGAAACAAUGUAGUACCUGUCGAGGAACUGGACAACAGACUUUCCAAGUUCAAGGAAUGUACAUGGCAUCUACAUGUCAGGCUUGUGGAGGUGCUGGGGAGACUAUCCCCAAAUCAUCGAGGUGUGGUGAAUGUGAUGGUGUAGGUAAAAUAAAGGAAAAGAAAGUGGUAGAUGUAGAAAUUCCAGCGGGUGUAGAAGAUGGAAUGAUGAUUCGUAUACCCGCUCAGGGUGAUAUGCCUCUAUCUUCUGCUGGUGGUCCACCAGGAGAUUUACUCGUCAGAGUAUCGGUCAAACCUUCAAGUGUAUUCAGAAGACAGGGAACGAACCUAUACCACGAUGCGAAAGUACCACUACACGUUGCGCUGUUAGGUGGAAUCAUCAGGAUACCGACAUUGGAAGGUGACGUCGACGUGAAAGUGAAGGGAGGAACGCAAAAUGGUGAAGAAGCUGUGUUGAGGGGUAGAGGUGUCAAGUCGGUAUAUGCGGGUAGAAGGAAUGAUAGAGGUGAUUUGAUCGUUGGAUGGAAAAUCCAGAUACCAAGAUCACUCACACCGAACCAAAAGAAGAUCUUACAAGCCUACGCUGACGAUGUGGAAGGUCGACCGUCAAAUAUAUCAUUCACAACUGCAACAAAUGGUGAGGCUUCAUCCACUUAUAGUCCAAAUCACAACUUCGAACGAGAAAGACCUUCCUAUCGUCCAACCACCCAGGAGUCUUCCGCACCGAAGAACGACCCAAUAGAUCCCGAGCAAUCUGGACAAUUUGGAUCUUCUGAUUCUUCGAUCGGUGGGAAGGUAGCUUCUGCAGUAGGAGGGGCGAUAGGCUGGCUCGAAAGAGUCUUGGGAAGGCGGUGA